This is a messenger RNA of Hippocampus zosterae (dwarf seahorse), 1049 nucleotides long. Its product is annotated as antihemorrhagic factor cHLP-B-like. The transcript is spliced from 8 exons. The record is from RefSeq and is a predicted model, not a curated record. Gene Ontology annotation, biological process: negative regulation of endopeptidase activity. Lineage: Eukaryota; Metazoa; Chordata; Actinopteri; Syngnathiformes; Syngnathidae. Bases 1 to 996 code for a protein of 331 amino acids. Gene Ontology annotation, cellular component: extracellular region. Gene Ontology annotation, molecular function: cysteine-type endopeptidase inhibitor activity.
AUGAAAUAUGAAGCAAUUGUCACGAUGUUGUUGGCGGCGAUGCUGUUUUGCGCCUUGGCUCCUCGGAACCUGCUGGGGGAGUCGUCGUCGUUCUCGUCGGCGGUGGCGGUCACGUGCGACCAGAGCAGCGCCGAGGCUGCGGCCAGCCUCGUCGUCAGACACGUCAACCGACAUCACAAGCAUGGUUUCAAGUUCAAGCUACGCCAGGUCCUAAGCAGCAAAUACCAACAGAUGCCCGGCGGUUGCCACGUGGACGUACACGUGAAGCUGGUGCAGACCAAAUGUCACUUCACCAACCCCAAAUCUUUUGAGCAAUGUCAGCCUUUUGAACGGCUCGAGCGGGGCGCAGUGGCCACCUGUUGGGCCAGUCUUCGGGUCACGUGGGGCGCGGCAACAGUGACGAGAUACGACUGCGCCACCAGACCAGACCCGACAAAUGAGGAUCUGCUUAAGACGUGUGCCAACUGCUCCAUCUUGCUGCCGCUGAGCGAGCCGACGGCUGUAAAGGUGGCCCAGGAGGCGGUCGACAAGUACAACCGGGGGGGCGGCGACCCCAGUUACAUGGCCCUGCUGGAAGUGGCUCACGUCAUGACUCGGUACAUGCCGUCGACGGGCUGGGUGACCUGGCUGGAGUUGGCGCUGGUGGAGACCAACUGCCCCCGAGAGGCCGCACACACCUUGGCGCCCUGCACGCCCCUCUGCCCGGAUCGAGCGAAUCAUGCCUAUUGCAAAGUGGCCUAUUACUACAAACAAAAAGCCAUGAGAGGCCCAGAGUGUGAAACCUAUCCACGAAACAGUUCUCCUCGACUCCCGGCUGGCGCGGCGGAACCCACGUGUAGCCUGUUGUACCACGAGAGUCCGGAAGCGAGGUUGUGCGAGGAGCGUCUGGCCGACCACCAGCCGGCCAUCCACCCGAUUUGUCCCUUCCCGCCGGUGGGGCCGCUGCAGCGCCAGUGGUUUCGGAGGCGGCAGCAGCAGCAAUGGGUCAAAGGAUGAAGGGGACAUCCUCAACUCAUUUGCCGUCCAAUAAAUGGCUUGCUCUUGUUGAA